CCAUCGAACGCGGGAAAGUCCAAGAUGGCGGACUAAGCGGCGUGGCUUUCCGGGGAAGUUUCACAUUUAGGAUCUUAUAGAUUCAAAAAUAGCAUCAAAUACUUCAACUUUUCACAUUUUCUUAAGCCCAUUAAACGGACUUUGAGUGUGGAGCGACGGCGUGUUACCUGAAGUGAAGAUUGAAGACGUGAUAGAAGAUGGACGACUACUGCUACGCUAAGUUGGCGACGUCAUGUCAAAGAGAAAGUGAAAGAGAAUCAACGGAGAACAAACUGAAAAGCGGAGAUGAAGACGUCCAGCAGCUGAUUGGUCGUCCAGAAGAACUUCCCCCUCAGUUAGUAGAGAGUUUCACUUUGAAGCAGGAGAUUCCACAACCACCCUGCAUUAAAAAGGAAGAGGAGGAACUCUGCAUCACUCAGGAGGGAGAGUGUCUUCUAGGACCACAGGAAGCUGGUCUCACCAGGUUCCCACUGACUGUUGUCUUUGUGAAGACUGAAGAUGAUGAAGAGAAACCACAAGUAGACAACCUCUUAGCUCCACUAUCAGAUAGUGAGGCUGAAGACGAGGUUGAAGAACCUUUGAGCAUCAAAACCAACUCUGAAGACGUCCAGCAGCUGAUGGGUAAUCCAGAAGAAGUUUCCCCUCAGUCAGGGGGGAGCUCCACUUUGAAGCAGGAGACUCCACAACCACCCUGCAUUAAAAAGGAAGAGGAGGAACUCUGCAUCACUCGGGAGGGAGAGUGUCUUCUAGGACGAGAGGAAGCUGAUUACACCAAGUUUCCACUGACUGUUGUCUCUGUGAAGACUGAAGAUGAUGAAGAGAAACCACAAGUAGACAACCUCUUAGCUCCACUAUCAGAUAGUGAGGCUGAAGACGAGGUUGAAGAACCUUUGAGCAGCGAUACAGACUGUGAAGGUGAAGAGAAACCACAAGAAGACAACCUUUUAGCUCCACUAUCAGAAAGCGAUUCUGAAGACGGGUUUGAGGAACCGUUGAGCGGCGAUCCAGACUGGGAAGGUGACAUAAGGACUCACACUAACAACAAACGGCCUGAAUGCGCUGACCAAAAGAGAGGUAAAAAAGGUUUCAGCUGCUCAAUUUGUGCGAACAGCUUUUCAAGAAGGAGCAAUUUGACUCAACACAUGAAAACACACAAAGGAAGGAAAACAUUUAAUUGCUCAGUUUGUGGUAAAAUCUUUGUUUCCAAAGGAGGUUUGACCAAACACCUAUUGACGCAUACUGGACUAAAACCAUUUAAUUGUUCAGUUUGCAGUAAAAGCUUUUCUUAUCACAGCAGUUUGACUGAACACAUGAGAACACACACGGGAGAAAAACCAUUUAAAUGCUCAGUUUGCGAUAAACGUUUCCGUCAAAAAACUAACUUGACAAAACACAUGAGAUUACACACAGGAGAUAAAAAAUUCACUUGCUCGGUUUGUGGCAAGAGCUUUUCUUAUAAGAGCAAUUUGACGCAACACACGAGAACACACACGGGAGAGAAAGGAUUUGAUUGCUCGGUUUGUAGUAAAAGCUUUUUGCUAAAGAGCAAUUUGACAAAACAUCUGAGAACACACACUGGGGAGAAACGAUUUAAUUGUUCAGUUUGUGGUAAAAGCUAUUCGCAAAAGAAUGGUCUGAUUCCACACAUGAGAACGCACACAGGGGAGAAACCGUUUAAUUGCCCAGUUUGUGGUAAAAUUUAUGUUUCCAGACAAGGUUUGACUCAACACAUAAUGACACACACAGGACUUCAUCCGUUUAGUUGUUCAAUUUGUAGUAAAUCUUUUACUCAGAAGAGCAAUUUGAAUGAACACAUGAGAACACACACGGGAGAAAAACCUUAUAACUGCUCAGUUUGUGGUAAAGGAUUCUGUCAAAAAUCCAAUUUGGCAAAACACCUGAGCUCACACACUGGAGAGAAAAAAUGUAUCUGCUCAGUUUGUGGUAAAAGCUUUUCUCUUAAGUGCAAUUUAACCCAACACAUGAGAACACACACGGGAGAGAAACCAUAUAAUUGCUCAGUUUGCGGUAAAAGCUUUUUGCAAAAGAGCGCUUUGAAGCCACACAUGAGAACGCACACAGGAGAAAAACCAUUUAAUUGCUCUGUCUGCGGUAAAAUCUUUGUUUCCAAAAAAGGUUUGACAAAUCACAAAAUGACACACACUGGACUUAAACCAUUUUGUUGUUCCGUGUGUGGUAAAAGCCUUUCUGGGAACAGCUGUUUAACUCAACACAUGAGAACACACACUGGAGAAAAACCAUUUAACUGUUCAGUUUGUGGUAAAAGCUUUUCUCGGAACAGCCAUUUGAUGGAACACAUGAAAAGACACGCCAGAGAAAAAGCGUUUAGUUGUUCAGUGUGCUGCAAAGGGUUUAAUCUCAAAGCAGACGCGGUAAGACACAUUCAAACACACAAGGGGGAGAGGAACCAGUUAGCUGUUUAGUUAGUGGUAUGUUGCUCAUAUGUGGCACAUACACCUAAAGCCAGGACUUCCAAAUAGGUCCGUUGCUUUUUUCACAAAUAUCAGGCAUCUUAAAUUUCUGCAAGAACGCCGAAAUACGCAUUUUCAAACAUUCUCUUUUUUUUUAUCAGAAUAUGACUUUAUUGUUUUGUUUAAAGGAGGAACAUUAUCAGCAGACCUAUGUAAGCGUCAAUAUAUACCUUGAUGGUGCAGAAAAAAGACCAUCCAUUUUUUUAACCAAUUUCCGAACUCUAAAUGGGUGAAUUUUGGCAAAUUAAACGCCUUUCUGUUUAUCGCGCUGGAGGCGAUGACGUCAGAAUGCGACGUCGCCGAGGUAACACACCCACCCUUUUCAUUUUCAACACAUUACAGCUCUGUUAUUUUCCGUUUUUUUGACUAUUUUUUGGAACCUUGGAGACAUCAUGCCUCGUCGGUGUGUUGUCGGAGGGUGUAACAACACUAACAGGGAGGGAUUCAAGUUGCACCACUGGCCCGAAGAUGCCAAAGUGUCUGCCGCCAGACCCCCAUUGAAUGUACCAGAGUGUCUCCACAUUUGACCGGAGAUGCUAAGGCAGACAUGGCACAGAGAUGUAUGGAUAACCUGCAGAUGCAUUUGCAACGAUAGUCAACGAUAUCACAAAGGUGAGUUUUGUUGAUGUUGACUGCCAGCUAGUCGAUGCUAACAUGCUAUGCUAAUCGAUGCUAACAUGCUAUUUACCGGCGGUGCUAAAGCAGACAUGGUACAGAGAUGUAUGGAUAACCUGCAGAUGCAUUUGCAACGAUAGUCAACGAAAUCACAAAGGUGAGUUUUGUUGAUGUUGACUGCCAGCUAAUCGAUGCUAACAUGCUACGCUAAUCGAUGCUAACAUGCUAUUUACCGGCGGUGCUAAAGCAGACAUGGUACAGAGAUGUAUGGAUAACCUGCAGAUGCAUUUGCAACUAUAUUACGUUUCCUUCCACCCACAUUUAAUGCGAAACAAACACUUACCAAUCGACGGAUUUAAGUUGCUCCAGUGUCAAAAGAUGCGAAAGUCCUGAUCGUUUGGUCCGCACAUUUUACCGGCGAUGCUAACGCAGCUAUUCGGCCAUGCUAUGGCUAUGAAUAGCGUCAAUAGCUAUUCGCUCAAUAGCUUCAGUUUCUUCUUCAAUAUUUUCAUACUCCAACCAUCUGUUUCAAUACAUGCGUAAUCUGUUGAAUCGCUUAAGUCGCUGAAAUCCGAGUUUGAAUCCGAGCUAAUGUCACUAUAUCUUGCUGUGGUAUUCCCAUUGUUUGUUUACAUUGGCAGCACUGUGUGACGUCACAGGGAAAUGGCCAGUGUCUUCGCAGAGAGCCGAAAAUAAGGCACUUUAAAGCUUUAUUUAGGGAUAUUCCGAGACCGGUAAAAUUUUGAAAAAAACUUCAAAGAAUACAACAAGCCACUGGGAACGGAUUUUUAUUGUUGUUAACCCUUCUGAAAUUGUGAUAAUGUUCCCCUUUAAAAUACUGUUCAAAAUUGUCCAAAGAUGUACUCCACCGAUAAAUGUAAGGAGUUUUUUAUUUUAUUAACAAAAAUCUCAUUAAAUCCUAUUUGACAAAAAAAAAAAAGCAGGCACUUUAUGGUGCUAAAAUUACUGUAAAAGGUAUACAACUGAAUUUAAAACAGAAUAACUUACUUUUAUUCUUUUUUUACAUUGCUAUAGCUAUGUUUUUAUUGGUAAUAGUAUUCUUUUAAUUGUUGUAGCUUAUACGUUACGAAUUUAUAUUUUUUUAUUUUAAAACUAAAGUUGAGUUUAGGUACUAAAGGAGCAGUAUUGCGGAAAAACAAGUCAACUUUAUGUGCUUGUUUGUGUUUCAUUGUAUCCAUUAACCUUUUAAGGCCCAAGCUUUUUGUUUACAUUUUUUUUUUUAUUUCUCUUUGCUAUUUGGGCUUAUUGGACCCUGUCAGGCUUGGACUUGGUCUUGGUUUGUUUUCCCGAGGUGCAAAGCGAAUGGAGUGGAAACGGCGUGAAGGUAAAGACAUCUUUAUUUUAACACUAAAACUAAAAACAGGAACCAACAAAAAGCGCGCACAAUGGCGGUACAAAAAACUGGGCUAUGGAACAAAAGACUAGCACAAAGACUAUAAACUACAAACAUGAAACAAAAACACUUGCGCAGUGGCAUGAAUAACAAAAACUUACGUGGACAAAAUGGACAGCAUUGCAAGGCAUGAGGCAGAUAAUCGAGGGCGUGAAUGAGGUGAUGUUGCCAGAUUGGCUAACUGGUAACUGUGGCUUAAAUAAUGAACAUGAUGAGUGAAAACAGGUGUGAGACAAGACAGGUGAACUGAUUGGUUGUCAUGGUAACAAAACAGGGAGUGAAAAAAAAAGGAACUUAGAGUCCAAAGGGUCAAAAGCACCUGGUAUUCCUAGGCAGUCUCUCAUCCAAGUACUAACCAGGCCAGACACUGCUUAGCUUUGAGAAUAAGACUGGGGAUGCUCAGGGUAAUAUGGCCAUACAAAACUCAUGAUCAGACAUGACAGAAAACUAAAUCAGUUGGCAUGGCAAGACAAACAAGGAAAUGCAAAACAAAACUAAAUGUCCAAAAAACUAAACAUAGCAUGACCAAAACAAAACAUGAACCAUAGGCGUGACAGACCCUUAUUAAAAUAAAAACUAAGAAUCAUCUUUUGAUAUGAUGUACUUCGUCCAUAAGUACACAAAUGUGUACUUCAUGUUUGGUGACAUACUAAUUCUUAUUUUUACACUUCUUUUUUCCAAAUUCCAUCGUAUGUUAUACUCUUCUGACACCACCAGAUGGCAGUAUAAGUGUCCACAUACGCGGCCAUAAGACCCCAAUUCAGUAGUGCACACAAUUUUGUAAAUAACGGUGAAAAGGUGCUGUCCACGCAUGUGGCCACUAAGCCUUUAGUUAAACCAUAUCCAUUUGUAUUUGCAGUCCGCAAACUAUGUGAAAAUACCGUCUAAAAUGCCACAAAUUCAGCCAGCCAUUUUGAAUAUUCCGCUCCGAAUUUCUUCGGUAAUUUCCGGAGAUUCUGCAUCACUCUAGUAACGCUACAGCACUCUCACCAUAUUAUUAGGUCAGUCAUACUAGAAAUAUGCAAAAAUUGGAAAGAGAUGUGCUGUUUAUCAUUCAGAAUCCUUAUGUAAGACAAGAACACAUAUACUUAUCUUUUUCUAUGCAUUUGAAAUCCUAAAUAAAUUGCUAACAAUUGAGUCAACAGAGGGAUGGUCCUCUGUUGCGCUCAUUAUAUACUCUUUUUAAAAACAUCUAGAAACCGCCAACAACAGCCAAAAAGAUGCUUGUUGCGGAAACUUUUUAUUUUAACCCUCCCCGAGGAUUGUGAUUGAAUCUUCAUCUAAACGGUGUCGGUGGACAUCCCAGCAAGAAUGAAAAUAUUACAGUAAAUGUUUGUUUUAUUCUGGUUUGUUGUUGUUAGUUUGUAUGUUUAGCACCUAGCAAUGCUGCAGAUGCUAGUGUUGCUGUCAGCUUUCUGAAACUUAUUGCUCAUCCUCUUUGUGUUCGGCCUCAAAAAUGUGAGGUCCUGGGUCAUAAUUUUUCCAAAAUGGAUCUGUGGCUACUUCUGCUACUAUUUUGAUCAUACAUAUUUAUUCACAAACUUUGGAAGUCUUUUGGUGUCAUAAAUCAGAUCUAUAUGAUAAUAGCUUCAAUGUAGAGGCAACUUGUUUUUCACUCUACUGCUACUUUAAUAUUUUGCCUGAAUAGUACUGAUAGUCUGACAACUGCUGAAUAUAUAUUUUCUCAUAACCACAUUUCGAAAAUGUAUUGAAGAUAGUUUUUAGUUUGGUGAUCACAUUGUUGGCGUUUUGAAAGACUGCGUCAUUGCUGUAGUGUUUGUUUUGUGUAUGGUGUUUUGUAUCGCUUUGUUCUUGAAAUAAAGAUGAAGUUGAUAAAAGUG
Molecule: messenger RNA, 6362 nt
Organism: Nerophis ophidion (straightnose pipefish)
Lineage: Eukaryota; Metazoa; Chordata; Actinopteri; Syngnathiformes; Syngnathidae
Product: zinc finger protein 260-like
Exons: 3
Coding region: 198-2444 (748 amino acids)
Biological process (GO): regulation of transcription by RNA polymerase II
Molecular function (GO): DNA-binding transcription factor activity; RNA polymerase II cis-regulatory region sequence-specific DNA binding
Source: RefSeq, a predicted model, not a curated record